This is a messenger RNA of Lytechinus pictus (painted urchin), 1677 nucleotides long. Its product is annotated as mucin-5AC-like. The record is from RefSeq and is a predicted model, not a curated record. Lineage: Eukaryota; Metazoa; Echinodermata; Echinoidea; Temnopleuroida; Toxopneustidae. The coding region runs from base 105 to 1517 and encodes 470 amino acids. The transcript is spliced from 6 exons.
UGUUGCUGUUGAGGAUUUGACAUCGUUAUUUCAGUUUCUUGAUUUGAUUGUGCAUUUAGUUUAGAUUUUUUUUCGAAGUCAAUCCGCCGAUAAGCCCUAGCAUCAUGAGAUUGAGAGGCAUUUCACAGACAGGGGUAUGGACGUGCUUCUGGAUUCUUAUAAAAAUAGUCACCACUUCUGCUGUUUUGAAGUCGCCAUGCCUGACAGAACUAAAUAGUUUCUGCGGCGUUCUUCGACUACCAUUUGGUCGUGAGAUUCAGUUAGUCCCCAGGCCACUACGAAACAUCUCUCAUACACCCUACAAACUCCUGAAGUCUCUAGGGAAUUCGAGUUUUAUCUGCACACUCCCAGUUCUUAAAGAUGAUGGGGAAUGGAAGAUGACUCAAUUAACUACCUCUAAUCAGGCAACCAUUACUCACGAAACUACUACUGAAAUAUCAAUCCUAAUAACAGGAGAGACUAAUGGGACUACAACUCCUAUUUCGACCCAUACCAUCAUUUCUGGAAAGUGGACUUCUGAAGCAACUGCACCUACGACAGAAUCAACAGCAGUUUCUGGAACGGAUGUAACGAAGAUGAACUCUGAAGCAACUGCAUUUACGACAGAAUCAACUGCAGUUCCUGGAACGGACAUAACGCAGAUGAGCUCUGAAGCAACUGUCCCUGCCACAGAAUCAACUGCAGUUCUUGGAACAGAUGUAACGAGGAUGAGCUCUAAAGCAACUGCAUUUACGACAGAAUCAACUGCAGUUCCUGGAACGGACAUAACGCAGAUGAGCUCUGAAGCAACUGUCCCUGCCACAGAAUCAACUGCAGUUCUUGGAACAGAUGUAACGAAGACGAGUUUUGAAGCAACUGCACCUACGACAGAAUCAACUUUAGUUCCUGGAACGGAUGUUACGCAGAUGAGUUCUGAUGGAAAGUCUUCGACAAUUGUUACUACGACUGAUGAGUACAAAACUUCUCCUUUGACUUCAUUUUUAUCUGCAAAUACAAGAACCAAUCCGACCAGUACAAGUGUCCCCUCCACGGAAAAUUCGUCUUCCUUGUCAGUGCUGUGCCCUUCCGACUUCGUCCUCUAUGGCCUCAAGUGUUACCACUUUCCACCUGUUGAUAAGGUAACCUCCUACAUGAAUUACACCCAAGCCAAAGACUACUGUUUCAGCGAGGUAUCCACUGGAUUGGCCUACAUGUAUGCAACACCGUUAACCAUCGACAGUCUUGACGAGAAUACGUUCUUGGUUGAUAUUCUCCAAGACGUUGUGGAUAUCACUGGCAAUGAUUGGGUUUGGGUGAACUGUGAUCCAAAUGAGCGUUUCGACUGCAUUCCGGAUUCAUCGUGGGUUGAUCAACCUUUGGAUAAUAUCUGCACUAUUCUGUCUCUCAUCGAUGGUCUCUGGUACGGCGUCGACUGCUCGUACUUAGCUUUUGUUGUUUGCCAAUUUACUCCCGAUUUUGAUUGGUCGAGCAGUUCCCAACCUGAAUUUAAUUUGGGGAUAAUAGGCAUAGGUAAAUGAAAUGUCAAAUAAUGGAAUACAUGUAGUAAAAAAUACGUCAUUGAAUCGGAGUAUAGGGGAGUUUUUCAUCAUUAUUUUAUAUCCAUUCACAUAUUAAUCAUCAUAUAAUUGUUUCCAUAUUAUUAUUUGAUUUUAGGCCUAUUUCAUGUUUUAUUAUUAU